CAUCACGUUCAGUAUGAUCGACAAACCACUCUAUACACGACAUCUGUACGUACAGUCAACGACUUUCUUCUCUUGCGGUUAACGUUCACACGCUAUCUCUGUCAGCUAUAAAAGUUAGCAGCUGCAGAACUUCAGUUCAUUAAACAUGAACUUGUCGUCAUUAUCCAACAUCUAAUACACGAAUUUGCUUUGGCUACUAAAAUUCAGAGUUCCUUCUUUGGUGACUUGGACGCACUCGUGUAUAGGCCAGUAAUUACUUCCACAAGUUUUGUCCAUCUGCUCUUUAUCUGCAAAAGAAUAAAACAACUUCACUUGCUGGGUCAAGUCUUCUAACCUACUACAGAAAAGUACGCAGCUCACACAAUGCGAUUAGGAGCAUUUUCGGCAAUCCUUUAUGGGUUUCCAAUGGCGGUUCUACUUGUUCAGUGUGCGGUGUUAACGACGGCUCAGAUACUGUCAGGUCCUUCGACGCCAAGGGGCCCAUCAUCGCGCCGUGGACGUCCUGCCAUCCGCGGUGACCUGGGGCCGCCAGGAACCAGGACAGCUACUCCAAUCGAUGUUACGACCAUCACGAUAAAUAACACCACGGUGGGCUUGUGCAAAUACAAGCACUUCUGCCGUAGCCUUGGGUGUCAGUCACGAAACGACACACGGCCCUCACUUUGUCAUUGUGAUCCAGAGUGCGUCAUAUAUGACGACUGUUGCUACGACUACACGGAGACAUGUGGUCGGGAAUCCCAAGAAGCCGAUUCUUUGUGGCAAAACGAAACACAAAAAGAGAUGGAGAAUCUAUCCUGUGUUUCUCCAAACAAAAACGCGGAAAGCUACUACCUCGUCAGCACUUGUCCUAGCGAUACUACCGACAUCCAGACGGCUGUUCUAUGUCGGAAUCCAGACCCUCACGAUAGCUUGUCUGUGAUUCCUUCCUACAGCCAAAACAGCAGAAGGCAUUUCAAGAAUAUCUACUGCGCCCUCUGUCAUGGGGAAGCACUAAUGGACUUGGUCGCUUGGGAAAUUGUCGUGGAAUGCCGAACUUUACUCUUAAACCGCAGAGCAACCUCACUCUUGCAAACCUCAAUCUCAAAUGUCCGAAGAGUAGAAAGAGAACUAGGUUGUGAUAUAAUGAUCCAACCCCCGAAUAGGGACGAGGUAACUGUGCGGCCACGACACUGUUACUCGGAUGUUAUACGUCAUUGCGUGGCGCCUCAACUUCGUGAGGCGUGCGAGGCAUACACGGCAUACACGACGGUGGCUGGUCCUGGUCCAAACAGUAAUAAAGUGUUCCAGAAUCCACACUGUGCCCUGUGUAACGUACCCAACGGGCCCGACAGGUUAGACUACGCCACAGACUGUCGGCAAGAGUUAACAUUACCGGUCUUUUAUCCAAAUGUACCGGUUGGUACGUUUCCACCGAGACCUAGACCGGGACGACCGGGUGAGCCGGAUGAAGGAGGAGACAAGGGUUCACCAGGCAUUCCAGGUGUAGGAGGUCCAACUGAACCGGAUCGUCCCAUUGAACCACCACCACCAGAAGAAAUACCCCCCAUCUCAGUCCUCUUUGAUUUCCGCUCCGAUAGCAGAGUGAAGAUAGUUCGAAAUAGGGAGGUAUUGGUGUCAGAGAUAGUCCAAUGUCCUCCAAAUGAAGUCUACGAUCCUUUUAUUUCAAGUUGUCGUAGAUUGUCCUGCCCAGAUGGCUAUCUUCUUAAGGAUAACAAGUGUGCCCCCGACUUUAAGACCUUGGGAAAGGCUUGUGAUGGGGACAGUGGAGGUGACGGUGACAUUGUCAUGGAAGUGUCAGUCAGUUUGGAGGAGCAUUGUCAGGACAGUCUGUUAAAUGGUGGGGAUUCCCUCCUAACUGGAGACUUGCAGCUGUGUCUUGAAGAAUUCCUUGGACUUGAGCAACGAUCCUUACAAUUUGGAUCUUCCACUCCAGCACUGGCCAAUGUAACCCCUGUACCGACUUUCAAUUGCACUAGUACUGCCCAGUAUUCUUUCUCUGUCAACACAACUGGGGAAACAUUGAUGGACUUUCGUGGCAUCUCCAAAUUAUCUCUUCCAGAUUCGUCACUUUGCCAAACAAUCGCCUCCCGCGAGACAUGGUUUAUAGAGUUCCGCCAGACUUGUCAAAGCCUUCCUAUAGACAAAUGUACCGGGAUCUGGCUUAACGACACUACCUUUUCCAUUCCUGCCGAAAAUGGUACAACGCUGAUCUACAUUAAUGCAUCUGAAUCUUGGUUCACUUUGAAUCAAACAAUAAUACGGGCCAACUUCCAAAGAAGGGAAGAUGUGUUCGAGCAAUUCACUGAUAUCCAGAUCUGUGCUGAACCAAAGUUAACCUGCCCUCGCGUGAGACUAAACUCAACACUUUUCGAAGCAGAUGAAAAUAACCCAGGCUCAAUCAUUUACACGCCGAUAGGAAAACUUUUUCAGAUGGACGAGUUCAUCAGAACAGAAAAUGGAGACAUAGAGGUGUGCUCUUUUUAUGAAAUUAACGGCACUAGAAACGGCACCAAGACAGCGACUUUCUUAGUGUUUUCACAAGCUCAAACGGUUCUAAGUCUGAUUGCCAACAUCAUCUCCAUGACAGCAGCAUUAGUUACUUUCACUACAUACUGCGUCUUCAAGGAGCUCCGAAAGCGCAUCAGUCUGGCAAUCAUGUCUCUGGUUGCCUGUCUCUUUCUGGCGCAGCUCCUCCUUCUUGUCAGUGGCUCUGCAACGAGCAACCCGUCAGCUUGCACCACGGUGGCUGUCCUCGGUCACUUCUUGUGGCUGGCAACGGUACUCUGGACGGGAGUCUUGGCUUUUGCUCUGAACCGAGUUUUUGUUUCCAUCUCUAAAAUCCGGAGACUUGACGUCGAUUUGAGAGUUUACUUUUCUCAGGGGAUCUUCGUGUUUGGAGGAGCCUUUCUUGUAGUUCUCCCAUGCUUGGUGAUCCACCUGUGUGACUGCACAGAUAUUCCCCUCUCGUACGGUAAUGAGAAUGUCUGUUGGAUCGGCAAUAAUAACGUCAAUCUGGUAGCCUUUGGUGUUCCCAUAGGCUUGACGGUGCUUGUGAAUAGUGUUCUGUUUAUCUUAACUAUCCACGGGAUGCGUAAUUCAAAGAAGAUGACCAAUGUAGUCACGGAAAAGACAGAACUGCAAAAGUUGAAACAAGAGCUGGUCGUGUACAUAAGGAUCUCCAGCCUGAUGGGUUUCACGUGGAUCUUCGGCUUUGUAGCGGCAUUCACCGACGUCGUCGCUCUCUGGUACAUCUUUAUCAUCCUCAACUCCUGCCAGGGUCUUCUCAUCUUCCUCUCGUUCAUCUGCAACAAGAGAGUCUGGCGUCUCUGGACGAACCUCCUCUGCGGUGGUAGACAGAGGCCGACAGGGGCGGGCCCCACGUCCACGACACCGUCAUCUCAACAGAUGACAAUGAAGCCGAAAAGUACAGGCACUUUGAUGUCAAGUGCCAGUCAAGUUUAGCAACGACGGAAGUUUCAUCAACUCCGUAACUUUAGCCGUGAUAGAAAUCCCCGAAAAAAACCAUCAGCUCUGGUGGAAGUGACGUCCAUGAGGUCAAGCUUGUAAACAGAGUUUUAAUAUUUUAUAUUUUCAUGUAAAUUACACUAUUGGCCCGGACUUAAAUGGAAGUCGGAUCGGGACUUGGCUUGAUCCGUCGGAUUUCAGCUUUUUCAGACAAACACUUAAGGGAUCCAUGCAGUGAUUUUUUUCUUAGACUCACUUUUUGUACAUGUAUAUCCUUUUAAAUUCUUUUUCAAUAUAUGAAAAUUAU
Molecule: messenger RNA, 3772 nt
Organism: Acanthaster planci (crown-of-thorns starfish)
Lineage: Eukaryota; Metazoa; Echinodermata; Asteroidea; Valvatida; Acanthasteridae
Biological process (GO): G protein-coupled receptor signaling pathway; cell surface receptor signaling pathway
Cellular component (GO): membrane
Molecular function (GO): G protein-coupled receptor activity
Source: RefSeq, a predicted model, not a curated record